This is a messenger RNA of Trypanosoma grayi, 1212 nucleotides long. Its product is annotated as putative DNA/RNA non-specific endonuclease protein-like. Bases 1 to 1212 code for a protein of 403 amino acids. NCBI's taxonomy places the organism in Eukaryota, Euglenozoa, Kinetoplastea, Trypanosomatida, Trypanosomatidae. Gene Ontology annotation, molecular function: metal ion binding; single-stranded DNA endonuclease activity; RNA endonuclease activity. Gene Ontology annotation, biological process: apoptotic DNA fragmentation. Gene Ontology annotation, cellular component: nucleus; mitochondrial inner membrane. The transcript has a single exon. The record is from RefSeq and is a predicted model, not a curated record.
AUGUUUGACGCUGGAAGACGCCGUUGGGUUUGCAAGUUUCGGAACCCCACGUGGCUGGAGCCCCUUUACCUUCGCGACGCUCGAAUCCACGUGAAAAACGCGGACGUCGGUCAGGACGCCCGUGCUGUCGAUAGGAAUGAAUCUCUUCGUCUGCUCUCGCGCAAUAACUAUGCGUUGUUGUACGAUACUGAAUUGCGAAUAGCGAUAUGGUGUGGAUUUUAUCUUACCAAGGAACAGGUAAAGGCUGCUCGGCGUUUUCCUCGAGAUCGUGUUUCGUUUACGGACCGGACACUUCCAAAAGAAGAACAGGUAACACCAUCGCAGAUGCAACGGUGCGGGUUUGAUAAAGGGCAUAUGGCUCCGCAUGCUUCUGUUGUCACGUGUUCGGUCAGUAAUUUGGAGGCGUCAUUGCUUUCAAACUUUGUACUUCAACACAAGGUGCUUAAUCGCGGUGUGUGGAAAAGAUUAGAAACCCUUUCACGGUGCUAUGUUGAGGGCCACCGCGCAAAGGCGUCUAAACUGCUAAUAGAAAACAGUGAGGAGGAUACAAUAUCUCUUCCUUUAGAACAGACUGGAUUCUUAAAAGGCUCGAGAUGUUUGGCGGUGUCCACAGGCGUCUUGUUCAAAAAAGGAAAUGAAUCUCUUUCUCAUUUAACUCUCAAAGACAAAGCAAAACGAGGGGUUCCUGUUCCGGACGAACUGUACAUGGCGUUGUGGGAUGUGCAUUCUCACCAUCGAAUUGCUUUCAUUCUACCAAAUAAUGAAACUUCUGAUAUUCCGUCAGCAAGUAUCAAACACCUAUUAGGGAGGAGAAAGUUCCCUGAGAGUCAAAGGAUGCUGUCACAUAGAAAAGAGAAUGGGUAUAAGAGGAAAAGGCUUAUAUUACCCGAAGUAAAUAAAUGUUUAGAAAAAGCGAUUCUUUCGGAUAUUCUUCACUUUCGUGUUACAAUAGAGGAACUUGAGAAGCGCAUUGUGGCAUCUGAAGGAGUUAUCGCGGAAAGUUUGUUUUGUCAAUCUCCCAAUGGACGGUCAAUGUGCACUUCUUUGAAAAGACAUAGUGGGACCGAACAAUUGGGUGUUUUGCAACGGGAAUCCCCACUUGUAGAGCUCUUCCCACUUCAAAAAAGAAGGCAUGCCUGUAGAAUGUUAUUUAUCCGCAUACUUCAUUUGAAAUGGCUGCGGACACGACGAAAAAGUAAGAUGUCUCAGUAA